UCACCUUCACAAUUCACAUCACCUUCUUAACUUUUUUUCUCUUUAUAUAUACAACUACACACAAUACAAAAUAUACAUUGAAUUUAUUACUAUAUUUUCUCUGAAUUUUCUUUGGAAAAGUAACAAAGAAAGAAAAAAUUAUGGAUUUUUAUACAUACCCAAGAAGUGCUUUAACUUCUUCAUCAUCAAUUAUGUCUUCAUUUUGUAUGAGGGAUUUGAUUGAAAGAGCCAAAGAUUUCUUCAGAUUUGCUGUUUCUACUAUUAUUGGAAAUGUUUUCUCUGCAAUUUUCACAUUUUUCUUUGCAUUAGUGGGCACCUUAUUAGGAGCAAUGACAGGAGCUUUGAUAGGUCAAGAGACGGAAAGUGGAUUUAUUAGAGGUGCUGCGGUUGGAGCCAUUUCUGGUGCUGUUUUCUCUCUUGAGGUCUUUGAGUCAUCUCUGUUACUAUGGCAAUCGGAUGAAUCCGGAAUUGGAUGUGUUCUCUACUUGAUUGAUGUAAUAGCUAGCUUGUUAAGUGGUAGACUAGUUCGUGAGCAGAUUGGUCCAGCGAUGCUUAGUGCAGUGCAAAGUCAGAUGGGAGCUGUUGAAACUGCUUAUGAAGAGGUGCCUAACAUUUUCGAUACAGGUGGGGCAAAAGGUUUGCCUGGACAUUUUGUGGAGAAGAUUGCCAAGGUUGUAAUUAGCAAUGACAACAAUGUGGAUGAUACAGGGGAGAGAGUCUCGUGUUCAGUCUGCUUACAGGACUUUCAACUGGCGGAAACUGUUAGAUGUUUGCCACAAUGUCGUCACAUGUUUCACCUACCGUGCAUAGAUACAUGGUUGCUAAGACAUGGCUCGUGUCCAUUGUGCAGACGGGAUCUAUAGGUGGUUGUACUCGGUAAAUAAUUAUAAGGUUAUUUAAUUUCUUCAUACUUGCUGAUAAGGAUUCCCCCCUCUAUGUCUGUCAUCACAUACAAUAUAUCGGGGAAACCUAUGUAAUUAGUGACAAAUAUACACUUUCCGGUAUGGUCAUUGUAGUCGAUUACCAUCCUGUAGAAAGAAUUUUGAGCUAUUAUAAUGCUCACUACUUCAACUAAGUAGUAUUUUUGUAUCAGUUCGCUCAUGUUUUGUGCAAACGUCAUGCAAGAAUAGGUCUACUCUCUUAUUAGUUACAGAACGUAUGAGUUUUUAGUGAAGCUAUGUCUAAGAGGAUAAUCUGUUUAUCCUGUUAGACGGAUUUGUGCGUUGUUUUGGAUGACCAUAAUGAUCGAGCUAUUGUCUGGGUGUGGAAUUUUAGCCCCUUGUAUUGCUUUAUUAGUUGAAAAAUUGCUAUGUAGGUGAUUUUUUCAGUUAAGGAAGCCGCGAAUUAAUCAGCACACAGAUUGUCUCCCUGUAAAACUGAUGAUGUUUAGUCUCUGUACAAAAUCAUUACUUCAUGCCUGGUUGUACCAAUUGCAAGAAGUUGUUGCGUGUGGUAGUUAUUGUUUCAUUUUCCGUAGCAACGAUUGGUUAUGUUUCUUGACUUCUGUUACUGAAAUAGUUGGAUAUCUUGAGGCUGCAAGUUUCUUAGUUUAAACAUUUAGUUGAGAGGCUUCAACAAGAUCUUUCUUUGGUAGAGUAACUGCAUGGUAGGUAGGUUGCAUCUUUCCAGCUGUUAGUUCAGUUAUCUUCAUUUUAUGUAAAGAAAUGGGCAACGACAAUUGCAUGA
Messenger RNA from Solanum dulcamara, 1686 nucleotides. RefSeq names its product NEP1-interacting protein-like 1. The record is from RefSeq and is a predicted model, not a curated record. The transcript has 5 exons. Lineage: Eukaryota; Viridiplantae; Streptophyta; Magnoliopsida; Solanales; Solanaceae. Bases 141 to 863 code for a protein of 240 amino acids.